ACUACCUCAUACUCUCAGUAGUCCAACCUAAAGCAAACACAGUCAGGUGGAAUUCCGCCGCAGCAGUUUCCGACUGAAACGAUGUCGCUUUGUAUUCCGCCGGGUGGAUUCACCGCUCCGAAUCUCCACUGCUCAUCUCACCAGCGCACGAGCAGAAACGUCGCUCUCAAAUUCACCGUUUUCGCCAACUUUUCUCCCUCCAAUCAGCCGUCGUUAAGGAUCGCCGCCGAGAAUCCGUUCCGGAUACAAUGCGCCGGUCCUGACACCGCGACGGGGAAGACUAGUCAGCUGGAGGAUUUCGAGGAACCGAAACUCGAUGACGGUGGCGAUGAUGUCGGCGGCGGUGGAGGAGGGGAGGGAGAUAGCGGCGGCGGUGGUGGAGAGGGAGAUGACGGCGGCGGUGAAGAUGAGUUCGGGCCGAUCGUGAACUACGAGGAGGUUUUGAUGGAGGCAGAGAGCCGCGGCGUGGUGCUGCCGGCUGAUUUGAUCGAGGCGGCGAAAGCGGAGGGGCUACGGAGGGUUUUUCUCACUAGGUACUUGGAUCUCCAGAGUGCAGGCUGGCCGCUAGGGUUUCUGAUGAGAAAUUUCUCGAUGCUGCGGAACCGAAUGCUGGCGGAUCCAUCAUUUUUGUUUAAAGUUGGAACAGAGGUGGUAAUUGAUUCUUGCUGUGCAACUGUUGCUGAAUAUAGAAAAAGAGGGAAGGAGUUUUGGGCAGAGUUUGAAUUGUACAUGGCAGAUUUGUUAGUGGGUAUUGUCGUUGACGUUGCUUUGGUUGGUAUGCUGGCCCCAUAUGCGCGUAUAGGCAAGAAACCAAUACGCGGUGGAAGUGGCUUUCUUGGGAGUAUGCAGCUGGCUACUGCUGCUCUCCCCAGCAGUGUUUUUGAAGCUGAGAGACCAGGAGUUAAAUUUUCAUUGCAGCAACGAGCUGCUUCGUUAUUUUACAAGGGCGUGUUAUAUGGCGCAGUUGGUUUUGGAUGUGGUAUUAUCGGCCAAGGCAUAGCAAAUGCGAUCAUGACUGCUAAAAGGAGCAUCAAGAAGUCAGAGGAGGAUAUACCCGUGCCCCCCUUAAUAAAAAGUGCUGCUCUCUGGGGUGUUUUUCUCGGAAUUUCCUCAAACGUCCGUUAUCAAAUUAUAAAUGGAUUGGAAAAUCUCGUUGAAGCUCGAAUCCCACAGGUUGCCAAGCCUUUCACCGUGGGCAUACGGUUCGCCAAUAACUAUUACGGUGGAGUGCAGUUCAUAGAGUGGGCCAAACUGAGCGGGGUUCAAUAAUUAAAGCUCUUGGCAUCUUCACCCAUGUACCAAGAUGCAGUUGAUUUUGCUUCUGCACACAUUUAGAUUAGAUAAGUACUUCCAUGCAGCUGAUGUUUCAUCUAAUAUCGACUUCAAUUUUAUGGCCUUGAAAUUUAGAACAAGUUGUUAAAUCUAUUGUACUGUGUAUAUCUUAUGUAGCAUGGCUCUCGAUUUAUCCGCGAUAAUCAUAUUUGUUUAAUCCA
Messenger RNA from Salvia hispanica, 1493 nucleotides. Its product is annotated as protein RETICULATA-RELATED 1, chloroplastic. Gene Ontology annotation, cellular component: chloroplast inner membrane. NCBI's taxonomy places the organism in Eukaryota, Viridiplantae, Streptophyta, Magnoliopsida, Lamiales, Lamiaceae. The record is from RefSeq and is a predicted model, not a curated record. Gene Ontology annotation, biological process: plant organ development.